This is a messenger RNA of Cladocopium goreaui, 988 nucleotides long. The record is from the annotation of a GenBank genome assembly. Lineage: Eukaryota; Dinophyceae; Suessiales; Symbiodiniaceae.
AGCAGCUCAAACCGCAUAGCCGGGCACAGUCUGACCGCUUGGUUUUCCAGGAUCAUGUUGGACGACCACAGUCAGGGGGAUGAGGGCGACGAGUCGUCGGACAAGAGCGAAGAGUGGAGCAAAACAGGAUGGCUCAAAUACGUGCUCGAUUGCUUCAAAAAUAAGGAGAAGACUCCACUCCCUGAAGGGUGGCAACUUCAUUUCAUCAAUGAGGCGGUCUUCGCCUUCAAGAGCGGGGAUGAGGAGUGCGUGGAUGAAGAGUGCGUCGACGAAACGUUGGCGGCAGAGCUGUUUGAGGUGACGCAGAUGAUCCGGAACGCAUGGAAGAAAGGUGAGUAUGAUAACAGCGACACGAACUUUUUCUACGAUUAUGUGUCCCUGCUUGGCACUUUGCAGAAUCAAUGCUUCUUUAGUGAGGAGGAGACUACACAAUUCCUUUUGUGGCUCAAAGAGGCGGUGGAUAGCAUUAUCUUGGGCGCCAGACCUGCUGCACCUGGCAGUGCUUCGUGCCCCGCGUGGGAUGUGGCCGUCAGAGUCCCUGGUUUGUGUGAAGUAAUCGUAGCCACGGUAUGAUGGUCCUCUCAUGGUCCUCUCAUGGUCCUCUCGCCUUAGCCGAUGCUGCGACAAAACGUUGGUAGCAGAAUGAAAAGUUUCCAGGCUCAGUGAUGAUUUGACGGAGCUCAAAGACAUGCCUUUCUAAAUUACCAGGCCUGGGAGCAAGGUCACUGCUUUGCUUGAAAUUUCCGCAUGGAAGUUUGUUCAGUGAAAAGAAGGCUAUGGUUACGUCUCAAAAUCAGCACCAAGAUAUCUGGCUUGUGUUCCGGUCCUUUUCAUCUACUGAGUGCAUUUUCUUUGGAGACACCCACAAAGCACAUGGGUUCAUAGGUUGCGGCCGAAUGCACCAUGCGUCGGUCCGACUCUGCAGCUUUUCAGCUUGUCCAUGUUCAACUGCCGAAGCUGUUGGUGGUUUGGGCUGUGUGUGUGUGUG